This is a messenger RNA of Syzygium oleosum, 3158 nucleotides long. RefSeq names its product KIN14B-interacting protein At4g14310. The record is from RefSeq and is a predicted model, not a curated record. The transcript is spliced from 3 exons. Lineage: Eukaryota; Viridiplantae; Streptophyta; Magnoliopsida; Myrtales; Myrtaceae. Bases 69 to 2909 code for a protein of 946 amino acids. Gene Ontology annotation, molecular function: protein binding.
CUCAUCUUCUUCGGGAACCUCCAAAACCCCAACCUCAGCUUUUCCCCUCUCCCUGCGUUCUGCAUCAAAUGUCCGCGCCGUCGGCUCGCCGGAUCAAGGACCGCGGCGGCGCCGGCGCCAAGGACGCCGCUCCCAGGACAGGUAAGCCCCUGACCCCGCUCUCCGGCGCCAGAUCGGCCCCCGGGAAGGAGAAUUCCGGCACCGGCGCCGGCUCCAAGCCCGGCCCCAGGGCUCCGCUGGCGUCGGCGCAGAAGCCCAAGCCGCGCGCCGUGCCGCCGCGCGUGUCGAGCGAGGGGGCCCGGUGGCCGUCGGUGCCGAGGGGGCGGAGCCCCAGCCCUUUCGGUGGGCGGGUCGGGUCGGACGGGAAGAAGGAGAAGGUGUUGCCUAGGGUUUCGCUGGAGGGGCGGGAGGCGGAGAAGAAGGAGAAGAGAGGGAUUAGGGAGGCGGGGGCGAAAUCGAGGGAGGAGAGCGGCGGGGGCGGCGGCGGGUAUAGGAUUUUGAGGGAUUUGAAGGAUAAGGUGAAGAAGGGCGGGACUUGUGAGCAAUCAUCGAUUGCGAAAGUAGGAGUGAAGGGAAGGAAUGUACAUAAAAUGAAUGGAGAAGUGUCCGUUGAUUCUGAAAGUUUGGUCAAGUCGAGCGAGGUAGAUGCUCAGUUAGAUUUGAAGGGUCGCGCUGAAGAGGUGAGCGCUGAAGAGGUUAGUGUUGAUCUAAGUGGUCAACCUUUGCAUGAACUAUCAGUGGAUAAGAAAUCAGAAGAGGGAACAAAUGCUAAUUUGGCAUCCUCAUCUGGUGUUGCCAGUGAAAUGACUGGAAAUGCGAGUGCGAAAUGUUUGAGCAGUUCAGGGGUGGAGAAGGGGAUGAGCUCCGAAGCUGUUAAUGGUCAAGCGGGUAACAAGUAUCAGAGUAGGCUGCAUGAAAAGCUUGCUUUUUUAGAAGGUAAGGUUAAGAGGAUCGCUUCGGAUAUUAAGAGGACUAAGGAGAUAUUGGAUUUGAAUAACCCAGAUGAGUCGAAAGUCAUACUUUCAGAUAUCCAGGAAAAGAUUUCAGGGAUUGAAAAGGUGAUUGGUCAUGCAAUAGGUGACUCUAAUGGUAAGAUGGCUGCUGUAAAGAACACUGCAAAUGCUGUCCUUGAGAGUGAUAAAUCGGUCGGCGAGAUUCAGGUUGAGAAGAAGAGUAGCUCAAAAUGUUCAGUUAAAGUUUUGAAUAGUGAGGAAUUAGAAGCUCGACUUUUUCCUCAUCACAAGCUGCUAAAAAGUAGAACCUCUGUGAAGGCAGCGAUAGCAAGCACACGGUCAUCAAGUGAAGCAGGAGUGCUUGGGAUGAAUACUUCUGAGGCUAAUUCUAUGUCAAAGGUGGAAGAGAAAUUGAACCCUGAUGACAACCCGAUAGCUUUGGAGUUUUUGGCUUCAUUGGAUGAGGAGCAAUCUAUGAUCACCAUCAGGGAUCAGAAGUCUGACAUGGAGAUCUGUGGGGUUCAAGAGAUGGAUGGUGUUGCAACUUCAGCAGUAGAAGAGAAAUUUGUUGACGGGAAGGCCGAACCGGAGAUAAUUCUUACGGCUGAUGAAAAGCUUGAUGAAUUUGAUGAUCAGGAGAACAGUCAGAGGCUUAUAAUUGGAGAGGAGAAUGAAGACACUUAUGCUUAUCAACUGCAUGAGAUCGGCAGCAAGGCCUCCACUGGAGGUUGGUUUGUGUCAGAGGGAGAGGCAGUUCUCCUUGCUCAUGAUGAUGGCUCAUGUUCCUACUAUGAUAUUACCAAUUCGGAGGAGAAAGCUGUAUACAAGCCCUCCAUGGCAAUCUCACCUAACAUAUGGAGGGAUUGUUGGAUUAUCCGUGCUCCUGGUGCAGAUGGGUGUUCAGGGAGGUAUGUUGUUGCAGCCUCUGCUGGAAAUAUGAUGGAUGCGGGGUUUUGCUCCUGGGAUUUCUACACCAAAGAUGUUCGAGCUUGCCAUGUUGAGGAAGGUGGUGCUGUAACUUCUUCGAGAACAGUACUUGGCCCUUUACACAGUGACACUUUGUAUAGAAGAAGUGCUCUGUCUAGUAUUAUGGUCCCAGAAAAUCAGCUAUGGUGGUAUAAGCCAUGUGGACCUUUAAUUAUCUCAACAGCCACCUGCCAGAAGGGUGUCCGAGUCUAUGAUAUCCGGGAUGGAGAGCAAAUUAUGAAAUGGGAGGUGCAGAAACCUGUGUUAGCAAUGGACUAUUCGAGUCCUUUGCAAUGGAGAAACAGAGGGAAAGUUGUUAUAGCCGAAGCUGAGACAAUUUCUCUAUGGGAUGUGAAUUCUCCUAACGCGCAACCAUUACUUUCUGUGCCUUCCUCUGGACGAAAAAUAUCAGCCCUUCACAUUAACAACACUGAUGCUGAAAUUGGUGGAGGGGUUCGACAAAGAGUCAGUUCAUCGGAAGCUGAGGGCAAUGAUGGCAUAUACUGCAGCGCCGAUUCAAUUAAUAUCAUGGACUUCCGCCAUCCAUCUGGCGUGGGACUCAAGAUACAAAAGCUCGGGAUCAGCGUGCAGUCAGUCUUCUCUCGUGGUGAUUCUAUUUUUCUGGGCUGCACAAGCCUAAAAUCGGUAGGAAGGAAACUGAGCUGCAUACAGGUGCAACAGUUCUCCUUGCGCAAACAAGGCCUAUUCAGCACUUAUACUUUGCCAGAGUCAAACUUACACUCCGAUCACGUGGCAAUAACUCAAGUUUGGGGCAACUCCAACCUGGUCGUGGGGGUAAGUGGGCAAGGACUGUUUGUGUUUGAUGCUGAGAAGGAUGAAGCAUUGCACACUCUUGGGGGGGGAAGCACACAAAAUGUCAGAGAAGUCAUCGGUCCAGAUGACUUGUACUCGCCUUCUUUCGACCAUCUGUCCUCACGUGCUCUCCUUAUAUCGAGAGAUCGCCCGGCAUUGUGGAGGCACUUGUCUUAGAUAUGACAAACAGUUUGUGCCUUGGUGGCCAGGUUUCGGAAAGAACUGCAUGCAUGGAGGAUCUUCUUCCUUGUUCUUGCCAAUGUAAGUGAAGGGCUGUCUUAUUAUUAUGAUCUGCCCAUAUGGUGCCCUUCAUUUUCUGCUUCUGGAUAAAAGGUCUGUUAUGACUUAAUGUAAUGUUCUUAUUUAUCAUAACAGGAACCUAUCCUGUAGACAACUAUAAAUAGAAUUUCGAUUAUUACAGUAGAA